AUGCCAACCCAAGUACUAACCCAAAUACCAACUCAAAUACCCACACAAAUAAAUGAUUGUGGUGAUUUGCCUUAUUGGGAAAAAUUGGAGAUAUAUAAGGGUUGGUGUGGUACUUGGGGUAUGAUACGCGGGAAAAUAGGACUGUUGGGAGUAGUGCUGUUGGGCUUGCUUAGAAUGGUUCGGGGGUUGAGCUUGGUUUAUGCGGAGAAGACAGUUAGUAUAUACAACUUGAUUCUUACGAAUUGGGUAUACUUUGGAGUUAGUAUUUGCUUGGGGACUUUGGUGGCGAUGUUUACGGCGGCGGCUUUUCUCUCUUCGUGCUUUGGGAAGUCGAGUCGGAAAACGUGUGUGUUCUUGGGGUUUUGGAUGACGUGCUCUUCAAUGGUACUGAUUUUAUUGUUGCCGGUUUCGGCGCAUAAUCUAACGGGUGGCUUGUUUAAGUUGGGGUUGGUGGGUGUGGUUCCGGUGCUGGCUUCAAUUAACUUGUUGGCUCGACAGGCACGGUUGUUUAAGAGUCGGGGAAUGCUGCUAAGUAUGGCGAUUGGGGUGGGUCUAUUUGUAGGUUGCUGCCUGGUUGGAUUUCCUUUGAUUGCGGCUAUGCUGGCUGUUCUGCCUUUGUUGUACUUGGACUUGGACGAUAUGUUGCAUAAACCGGAUAGAAAUGGAUCAAUUGAACAUACUAAGUAUGCUAGACGUGUGCUGGUUUUUAUGGUGGUGACUUACUUGAUCUGUUGUAUGGUGAUCCUUGCUUUGCACUGGAUGGUUGAAAUGGCGGAAAUCCGGCGGAUGUUGGAAGAGGAGCACCAGCGGGAGUUAGAAAGACUGGCUGAGGAGGCACGUAAGAAAUUGGAAGGCCAGUUGCCGACUCGGCCUACGCCUACUAUUGAUGAGAUAAAUGAAAUUGAUGGGAGUCCGGUCUUUGGAAUAGGAUUCAAUCGUAUUUUUGAUAUGAUUAGACCUUACUUGCCUAAGUUUAAAUUGGGACCGCUGUAA
Molecule: messenger RNA, 993 nt
Organism: Nematocida homosporus
Lineage: Eukaryota; Fungi; Microsporidia
Exons: 1
Coding region: 1-993 (330 amino acids)
Source: RefSeq, a predicted model, not a curated record